AUGAAGAUACGCUCUGAUGCAGGCAGGAUGAGGAGGAUCUAUUAUAGCAUCACCGGUCCUGGAGCAGAUCAGCCUCCUGUUGGUCUUUUCACCAUGGACAGAGACACUGGUCGUCUGUAUGUCACACAGGAACUGGACAGAGAGAAACAGGACAAGUACCUGCUCACAGUCCAUGUUACGACAGAGGAAGGUGCAACUGCAGAGGAGCCAAUGGAAAUUAAAAUCAAUGUAAUUGACCAGAAUGACAACAAACCUGUUUUCAGUCAGUCCAUCUAUGAGGGAGAAGUUCCAGAGGCGUCACAAAGAGGUUUUAAGGUGAUUCAGGUCGUGGCCACCGAUGCUGAUGCACCAAAUACUGACAACUCUGAUAUCAGGUACUUUAUAAUGAGCCAGAGCCCAGAGCCGCCCAACAUGUUUACCAUCAACCCAUCAACUGGAGACAUCAUAGUUAAAGAAGCUGGACUGGACAGAGAGAAAAUCCCUCAAUACAAACUGAAAGUAAAGGCAGCCGACAUGAAAGGAGAAGGUAAGACUGGAUUUGCCGAAGUGAUCAUCAAGGUGACGGACGGCAACGAUCACGAUCCGGUCUUUACAGAACCUUCUGUCAGCAAGGUCACAGCUACAGUGAGUGACUGCACUGGAGAAGUAGUGACCCGGCAGGAGAAUACUGUCGGUGGCUCCAACCAGUCAGCAUCCUGGGAAUACUGAAAGGCAUCCUCAUGCUGCUGUUCAUGCUGGGGCUGCCGUUCUUUCUGUUUGUGAGGCGAAGAAAAGCAGCAGAGGAACCUGUUGAAUUCAACCAUCUCCACGUCAAAGACAAGUUUGAGGAAGAGAUGAUGGACGACAGAGAGAACAUUCAGGGAGGCGGUUCUGACGCGCAAGACCCGGAAUAUGACUAUCUGAAUGAAGAGGUUCCCGUUUAAGAAACUGCCUGAUACUAAAAGAGGAGAACAGAAUGAAGUCAUAUUGUACAUGUUUGGUGAAUUUGAAUAUUAAUGAGAAUUUUUUCAAUGUCUGCUUUCAGUUUAAUCACCUUUGUUCUACAUUAGUUGUUGCUGAAAGAUAAAAUAAGUUUUUAUUUUGGAGUUUUUUGUUUGCCUUUUGGACAGAAAUGACAUGUGAAAGAUGACAUUUAUAUUUUUGUUUUCCAAUACAGAACUUACUGUAUUUAUUGAACACACGCCCUCAUUGGCAUCGAGAUUCAUCGGUGAAGUCUGUGCAAAACUUGAAAACUUUAUGGACAUCUUUGGUAUUCUACAAUUCAGCCCAAAAUUAUUUACACACCUGUCAGAUUUAGCUUAAGUAAUCUUGAAA
Messenger RNA from Poeciliopsis prolifica (blackstripe livebearer), 1314 nucleotides. RefSeq names its product cadherin-4-like. The record is from RefSeq and is a predicted model, not a curated record. Gene Ontology annotation, molecular function: calcium ion binding; cadherin binding. NCBI's taxonomy places the organism in Eukaryota, Metazoa, Chordata, Actinopteri, Cyprinodontiformes, Poeciliidae. Gene Ontology annotation, cellular component: adherens junction; catenin complex; cytoplasm. Gene Ontology annotation, biological process: cell-cell junction assembly; cell morphogenesis; adherens junction organization.